AUGAAGCUCACCAUUGUUGCCUCCAUGCUCGCCCUCGUGGCCCCCAUCGCCGCCGGCCCGGCCGCCCAGACCCCCAACAACUUCUUCGACCUGGAGAAGCGCGCCUCCCUGCCCGUCCCCGCCUCCAAGGGCAGCGUCACCUACAAGUCGCCCAAGGCCAUCUCCGGCACCUUCGACGGUGGCUUCAAGACCUACGGCCGCGGCGUCUCCUGCACCGGCCAGAAGGAGGGCGGCAACUCCGACGCCGUCUUCAUCCUCGAGAACGGCGCCACCCUCAAGAACGCCAUCAUCGGCAAGGACCAGAUCGAGGGUGUCCACUGCAAGGGCUCCUGCACCAUCGAGAACGUCUGGUGGGUUGACGUCUGCGAGGACGCCCUCACCCUCAAGGGCGACGGCAACGCUCUCGUCAAGGGCGGCGGCGCCCAGUCCGCCGACGACAAGGUGAUCCAGCACAACGGCAAGGGCACCGUGACCAUCGACGGCUUCACCGUCAUGGACUUUGGCAAGCUGUACCGCGCCUGCGGCAACUGCAAGAAGAGCGCCGAGCGCCACGUCGUCGUCAAGAACGUCAAGGCCUACAACGGCAAGCUCCUCACCGGCAUCAACCCCAACUUUGGCGACUCGGCCACCAUCUCGGGCACCUGCGCCACCUCGGUCAAGGCCGUCUGCGAGGAGUUCAAGGGCACCACCCCCGGCAACGAGCCCAAGUCCGUCUCCAAGGGCCCCUCCAACAACUGCAAGUACACCACCGUCAAGUCUUGCUAA
This is a messenger RNA of Diaporthe citri, 765 nucleotides long. RefSeq lists its product as uncharacterized. Lineage: Eukaryota; Fungi; Ascomycota; Sordariomycetes; Diaporthales; Diaporthaceae. Gene Ontology annotation, biological process: pectin catabolic process. Gene Ontology annotation, cellular component: extracellular region. The record is from RefSeq and is a predicted model, not a curated record. The transcript has 2 exons. Gene Ontology annotation, molecular function: pectate lyase activity. The coding region runs from base 1 to 765 and encodes 254 amino acids.